Messenger RNA from Cladophialophora immunda, 1243 nucleotides. RefSeq lists its product as uncharacterized. The record is from RefSeq and is a predicted model, not a curated record. Gene Ontology annotation, molecular function: fatty acyl-CoA hydrolase activity. Lineage: Eukaryota; Fungi; Ascomycota; Eurotiomycetes; Chaetothyriales; Herpotrichiellaceae. The coding region runs from base 154 to 702 and encodes 182 amino acids. The transcript is spliced from 3 exons.
CUCCUUCAAGAAUAAUCACUGGCAUCUCCAAUUGUCACUCCUCGAAUGAAAAUGCCUUGUAUCUCUUCAUGAUCCAUUCCAUUCCUUGAGUUGUUCGCUCGAUCGUUCCGGAUUCCUCGGUCUGCACUCUCUUUCAUUCACUAGAAGCCCAAGAUGGAGAAAUCUAAGAAAUUCUACACUAAAGAUUACAUGUUGCGACCUGGCAUGUCAUUUGCCAUUCAGAUUGAAGAUCCGGUUCAGAGGAUAGAGGAAUUCAUGAACAGAUAUAAAAGGGAACCCGUCGCUGAAGGUUUCGAAGAAUCCCUGAUCACGAGGGAUCUCAGCGUUGUCAGUGCGACUGGGCCGCCGAAUGUCACCGCUGUUUUCGAGAUGGACAUCAUCCCCAUGUACGGAACCCGUAUGGGGAACGCUUCAGGCGCCGCCAUCACACUCAUACACGACAUCUGCACCACAAUGGCUAUGGCGCCCCUGGCGACAAAAGACUUCUGGCAUUUCGGCGGCGUGUCUAGAGUCCUCAGUGUCACGUACUUGAGGCCGACAAAGGUGGGCACCAAGGUGUUGAUCGAAUGCGAAGUUCUGCAGGUGGGAGCGCGAUUCGCGACGAUACGAGGGGUCAUGAAAGACAAAGCCACGGGCGAUCUCCUGUCCGUCUGUGAGCACAACAAAGCCAGCAUCAUCUUUCGCGACACAGCCAAGAUCUGAAUACAUAUUGCAUAUCUUGCGGCAUGUAUUCCACCGACAGGAUUCCCAUUGCCCAAAGGGUUUCAGUGUACCUCUGCCAAUCCAACAUACCAGCAGCCAGUUAUACACUUGAAGUGCUGUUCGAUGCAGGCCUCGCAACUCCCUAUUGUCUGUCAUCGAGCUCCCAAUCAGUUCCAUCGACGGGUGCAACGGGAAUAUAUUUAUUAGUUUGAGUUGUGGCACCAGCAAACCCCUUCUGCGGAUCUUAUCUCGUCCGUGCAGGAAAUUCCCGCCACUGUUCAGCCACUGACAUACCAUGGGCAUUCGGAUACGAGCGUGCCCAGAACAUGUUGACAGCCUGCUCGGAUCUUAUUGGGUGGAGGGCCGACGCCACUGCAGGGGAAAGAGAGAGAUGAUCUCAUACCGCGCGGGAGUCUUUUUUUCCAGGAAAAUCAUGGAAAUCCCAACCAACGCCGGAUUCCGUUCCCGCAAUGGUCUGCCUGGCAUAGUUUGAGGCUAUACAUAGACUUGUUUUCUCUCAUUCAGUGCCUUAUCUGUCUGU